ACUCUACUCUACUCACUACGGUACCGUAACCGUCGUCCGUGCCUCGCCCACUUGCUGCUGCGCUCACUGCGGCCUCGCCAACCCCGAGCUUUGCCUGCUCGCCCGCCUCCUGCACUCGCACAAGGGAGUGAGUGAAUGGAAAGAUACCGUAGUAAAGGUAGGAGCAUGAUUGGGAAAGGUUAGGGAGAGGAGAGGAAAAGAAAAGAACGGGAAAGAGGGAAAAAAAACAAAAACAAAAAAAAAGAGAGAGUAAUGGGUGGUGGAUUUGGGAGGAGGGAAAAGGAAAAAAGGAAAAUGGGAAAAAAGAAAAGAAAAAAGAAAAAAGAAAGGAAAGAGGAAAAUGCUCGACCCAAGAAUAAGGGUUGCACACAUCCUUUCCGUCCGCCAAUCCAAUAGCCUAGACAGACACCCACACCAACAGGAGGUUAUCCCUGCCCAGCACCACCAAGUACUCGAGUAAGUACCGUACCGUACCACCUUAUCCAACAUAGCCCCCAUCCGAUAUUUAAGAACCGUCACUCCUCCCGAUCAACGAAAUCGACCCGGGGAAAAGAGAAGAAAAAAACAAGUACAGUACAGUACGGGCUCACCGGAAGGGCUUUCUCAUUUAAAAAGAAAAGGUUGAGAGCUUCUCUACGACGAAACAUACGACAUCUUUCAGCUUGACUCUCGUCCCCUUGAUAUCUCGGAAGAUUGAUUUGACGGAAAGAAGAGGGAGAGAGGAAGGAGAAAAAAACAAAGACAAAACAUUCGAGCCUGUCAAUCCAACCCUUCAGUUUCAGUUGAGUUCAGUUCAGCUGGGAUAUGGCCGCAUCAUCAUCAUCACAAGCACCCCCAUCAGCUUCGAUACCUGCCAAAGACACCACCGGAAUGGCCGACUUUGUGCUCUUUGACGACGACCCUUUAUAUCAGGACUACCGACCCCGCUAUGACAAUGGUGGGUUCCCUCAAUCGGGUGUGGAUUCUUACGUCGCCAUGCUGGAACAACCGGGUGAGGAUCAGCACUCAAAGUUCUACAUGCCCGAGCUACAGCCCGGGCCCACCUCCUUCGAGACCUACCCCCCAUACACCUACGAUGAGGUACCAUUGCCCAUGGGCUAUGAACCCGUACCAGCUCCAGGAGUGCUGAUUCACCCUCCCACUCUACCAUACUCACCUCACGGUAACGUCACAGCGAGACUGGAAUACCGAACACCCAUUUCCCCGGCUACCUCUGCUGGCGGACUGGAAGGGAGCAGUGCUGGCUCGGAGGCCGGGAGCGCAGGGAGCCCAUACCCACAGCAGAUUGACGACCCGUUCGGCACGGCCUAUGUUGGUACGUGACUUUCGAACUGGCGCCCCAGUCCACUGGCAGGGAACUGACAGUCAGUAGUAGAUCCAUCAUUAAUCACCAUGCCUUCGCCAUCCCAACAAUUCGAGGACCCGGGUUCGGCCGCGUCGUCACGAGGUUCGCCGAGUUGGCAUAGUGCACACUCACCCCCUCCUACCUCCAAUCCUUCCUCACCCGAAUUGGGAAAGCGGAGUGGGGGAAGGUUAUCGCCCUUGAGGCACUACAGGACAGCACCAUACCCGAGCCGGAGGUUGAGCGUUACUUCCCAGAGCUCAUCUCGCAGCCAUGGUUCGCCGAGCGGGUUCCCGUUGGAAUUGGAGGAUAUGUAUCCAGCGGUGACCGGUGACAUGCCGCGGAGAACGCCGAGCAGCAAUGGAAGUGGAACCGGGAAGGAUACGCUUUGCCCAGAAUGCAAGAAGUCGUUCCGGGAUCUCAAGUAUGGCUCCUCCGUCAUUUGCUAUAACGAUUGACGGGCUAACAUGGAGUGUCAGGGCACAUCAACUUACGCAUCAACUUGAACGACCGGUUAAGUGUCCCAUAGCCACAUGCGAGUACAGCAAGAAGGGAUUUGCGAGGAAGUACGAUUGCCAGCGCCAUACAUUAACCCACUACAAGGGCACCAUGGUCUGCGGCUUCUGCCCGGGCAGCGGCUCAGCAGCAGAGAAAUCCUUCAACAGAGCCGACGUCUUCAAGCGCCACCUGAUGUCGGUCCACAAUGUAGAGCAGACCCCACCCAACUCCCGUAAGCGUCCUCCAACAAAGACAUCCCCGGCUGAGGACCGCUACGCCGGCGCCUACGUUACCGGAAAGUGCUCCACCUGCUCAAUCACCUUCGCUACGGCCCAGCAGUUUUACGAGCAUCUCGACGAGUGCGUGCUAUCCAAGGUCGUUCAAGAGGAGCCCGCAGCAGCAUUCAACGAGAUGAACCUGGACAGCGUAAAGCUCUCCGACAUGGAGCCUUCGUCAUCAAACCCCGCAGACCAUACCUCUUCCGACAGCGAGGACGAGGAUGAGGACGAGAAAGACACGACCUUCAACCCCGCAACCACCAAGUCAGCCUCCAAGAUCCGCACAAAAAAGGGAACCAUCAAGCGCUCCGGCUCCGGUGCUGGGAGCACGCAGAGGUGACAAUCAACCCACUCCCGUCCACAAGCCGGGAGUGCCAAAGCGAAGACGAUCCGCCGCAAGCGCAAGAAUUUCCCGGCGGGGUGGGGGUGUCAGCCUGAGCAGAUGGUCACAAAGAGACGUUGCCUGAUGGUGUUUGAUGGGCCAAAGUUACUCUGCAGGGACGAGAUGAUGAUGUCGAACGAGUGGGAGGUACGCGCUCAGUUGGGCGGUAGCGGCGGCAGCGACGCUUACGUUUCCGAUCUGGACUUUUGGACGAUGCGCCGAGCAGAGGCUUUCUUGGAUGCUGCGCCCAGUCGGAAUCCGCAAGGGGCUGCCGUCGGGGAGGCUAGG
Messenger RNA from Tuber aestivum (summer truffle), 2788 nucleotides. Lineage: Eukaryota; Fungi; Ascomycota; Pezizomycetes; Pezizales; Tuberaceae. The record is from the annotation of a GenBank genome assembly.